Molecule: messenger RNA, 1272 nt
Organism: Australozyma saopauloensis
Lineage: Eukaryota; Fungi; Ascomycota; Pichiomycetes; Serinales; Metschnikowiaceae
Exons: 1
Coding region: 1-1272 (423 amino acids)
Cellular component (GO): Golgi apparatus
Source: RefSeq, a predicted model, not a curated record
AUGACACACAGAUACGACAACUACUAUUCACAAACCCUAAAUACACAUGAACAGCAUCCCAUUGAGCUUACUGAAGGACGCUGGCCGCUAGAAAACAGCGGCCCACUAAAUGGAAGAGGUCAUGACUCCGAAUCAGACUCUAGCAUGAACGAUUUCCCGGUCAUAGACACUGAAAGAUAUAUGGGAAACAGGAAACUGGCAAUGUCCAUGUCAGAUAGUGUGAAUUCAUCCAGUCACGCGGGGAAGGGUGAAAAGGAUGCUCGUUAUCGUACGGCACUGAGGGCCUUUCUAAUUGUGUCCAUAGUAUCGGCCUUGUUGGUGAUGGGCCUAGAAGGAUUCAUGUUUGGUGCACUUACAAAGCAUAGGCUGCGCUUCUUUUCGGAGCUACGAUAUUACGAGAUCUCCAUCUUCUUGGCGCUCUUCAUCUUCGCGGCAAUAUACCAGGUGAUCAUCACUGUAGUUGGACUCAUCACAAAGAACAUGCUUCUAUUGUCGAUGCUAUGUGUCUUAUAUGUUUGUAUGUUGAUAUAUACGGGUCUUCAGUACCUGGAGAUCUCCAGGCGUGUUAACUUGGUGGGAGAUAAGGGUUGGGACAGGGCUGUCUUUGCAACCAACGUGACUACGAUUGUGGUUUUGGCAAUCACUUUGAUAGUGCAGUUUUCGCUCAUAUACUUUGUUCUUUGGCGCGGAGUUCAGUGGUUCCGGUUCAAGAAAAUCGGCGCCAGUUUCGAGAUCAAACAGUUGUACACCUAUUUCCAGAUGCACCGCAGUCUUCUCAUCUUUGACUUUUUCUUUUUCCUCGGAUUCACCGUACAAUUCAUCGUGAUCAUGAUUUCUGACCGGACCUCCACAGAGUUCAUUUUGACGUGUAUCAUGCUCCCGUUGACCAUCGUAGUCUUGUUUGCCAGUGAUUUUGCUGCAACUCGAGAAUGGCUUGGCCUCACAAUUGUGACCACGGUUUUCUUCCUUGGCGGGUGCUCCUAUGUUUUAUUCAAGAUUGUCCGUCUAUACACCAAGUACACCUCCGCAUACGAUAUUGCCGUGGUACCGGGCGCAUAUUUCCCAGGCAGGUCGUCGCUUGUUGCCUUUGGAGUCAUCACAUUGGUCUUUCUAUUUGCCACGAUUGCCAUGGAAAUAGUCAUGGCCAAAAACUACAACCGCGGACUUCUACCGUAUGUUCAGAACUACUUUUCUUCCAAGCCUUUCAGCAAGAGUGAGGACAGUAAAGCUACAGCCACAGCCAUGGAGACCGAGUCUAUUGUUAUUGACUAA